AUACACUUCGGGAGGAUUUAGGUAUCAAUGCCAAAUUACAAAAUUUGAGAACCGGUAAUGCUGUUACCUGGUGUGAAUGGAAUGGAUUCGGAACCAAUAAUUGGUCGUGAAAUUCGAGUUGCUGCAGUCAAAAGUCCAUCAUACGACUUAAGAAAAGAAAGGCACGCUAUAGGAAAAAGACCAACGGCUGUAAAUAUAUCGCGUGGCUCACCUGUUAUACCUGCGGCUACCCUAGAUCAGCGUGGAUUUGAUAUAAAUAUUUCUGUGCCAGACGAUGUCGUAGAAUCGCUAAUGGGAGUGAAUCCUCCAGAUAUCCCGAGUAUCGGGAUGCCGGAAACUCCAAGUAAAAGAUUAUCCAAACAUCCGGAAGUGGAUACACCAACCAAAAGAAGACGCUUGGAGGAUGAAUUUGUUGAAGAAGCUCAUCCGGUAGAAUCAACUGUCAUUCCUAAAGAUAUGCAGGAUUCUGAAAUGGAUCUAGAACCUAUAGAUGUAGAUUUGAUAAGACGUAUGAAGAGAUCAAGAAGACUAAGACGUCGAAUUUUCGCCGAUACCAGAAUUAAAAUACCAACAGGCACACUUCAGGCUAUGAUUAACGAUGUGAAUGUUCAUACAGUGGCUAUGCAAAAGAGACUGAUUACUUUCAUCUGCGAAGAUUAUUUGUCAGGGCCUGAAAAGUUAUUGAAGACGCCUGCAACCAUUAUGGAAAGUGUGCGUUCUAGAAAAUGGGCUAGCAAGUUAUAUUCCUUAUUCGAAAAUCCGACGACAGCUGAGAUACAUGCGGAGACGUAUCAGGAAUUAACAGUCUUGAAGCCAUUGUCAGCUUCGCUUUCUACUGAAGUGAUGCGACGUGCGGAUACUAUAAAUCAAACUGAAGAGUUUUCCAGCCAUAUUUCUAGAAAGGAUAAACAGGAUACAAUUGAUAAAACAAAAUUUGAAGAACAAAGUAUACCUUUUAUGGAGGUAGAAAGAGCUGGAGCAACUAUGCCUGAGAUAUCAGUACCUGAGAUGCCGGAUGUACCGGAAAAUGCGAAUGGAAUUCAAAUUAAACCAAUGGAACCAGAAGUACCAGCAAUGGAGAUAAAUGACUCUGAGGAAAAGGAUGAAUUUUUACCACCAGUAAUGAGAAAAUCUAAUAUACAGAAACGUAUGCGAGAAAAACUCGAAAAAAAUGCCUUAAGAGCCAGUUCUUUGUGCUCCGAAAGGUCAAUUCAAACAUUAAAAAGACAAUGGAUAAAGGAGGAUUUCCUUGCAAAUUUAGAAGUAUUAUGGCAUGAUAAACAGGCUAUCAAAUUCGUAGAAAUUUGUUCACCUUCACACAAUACGAAAAUAGAUGCUGCGGAUUGCUUCAAAUUCUGCAUAGAAUUGAGUGUAUCAAAAAGGCUUAGUUUGACUCAACGUGCUCCUUACCAUAACAUUUGGAUAAAAAAAAUGGAUUAUUCAUUUGAUAGCACAACUAGUGGAUAAAAUUCUAAUGAGUUUACUAUACUAAUUAACUUAUUGCGA
Messenger RNA from Cephus cinctus (wheat stem sawfly), 1506 nucleotides. RefSeq lists its product as uncharacterized. NCBI's taxonomy places the organism in Eukaryota, Metazoa, Arthropoda, Insecta, Hymenoptera, Cephidae. The record is from RefSeq and is a predicted model, not a curated record. The coding region runs from base 58 to 1467 and encodes 469 amino acids. The transcript has 9 exons.